CAACAACGAAGAACAUCUGCAUUUUCCAAUGCCGUUAUGGACUCUGUACAUGUACACCCCAUAACCAGUCAGUUGAAAGCACUGAUGACUAUCAUAAGAGAUGAAAAUACCAACGGUUCUGAUUUCGUCUUCUACGCAGAUAGAGUGAUUCGACUCGUGAUCGAAUUUGCACUCAACUUUCUACCCGUACAAGAAAAAAAAGUGACAACUCCAACUCGUGCAAACUAUCAGGGAGUUGAAUUCCAUACCAAAAUAUUAGGAGUCUCUAUAGUUCGCGCUGGAGAAGCGAUGGAAACGGCUUUAAGAGCAGUUUGUAGAAACGUUCGUAUAGGCAAAAUCCUGAUUCAGCGAGAUGAACACUCCAUAAAGCCUUGUUUAUACUACUCCAAGCUUCCAGAAGAUACUUCGGAACGUCACGUUUUGUUGAUGGAUCCUAUGCUUGGUACUGGAGGCACUGCUACUAUGGCUUUGCAACUUUUGCUUCAAGCAGGUGUCAAGGAGGAAAAAAUUAUUUUAGUAAAUAUUUUAUCAUCAAAAGAUGGCAUAAUCCGGGUACAUAAUGAGUUCCCCAAAAUAACCAUCGUAACUGGAGAAAUAGACGAACACCUGAACAAUAAAGGUUUCAUAGUUCCCGGUUGCGGUGAUUUUGGAGACAGGUAUUUUGGAACUCUCUAAAAAGACCCUGCAAACCAAUAUCGGUAGCUGAUACAUUACUUAACCAAAAAGCUCGCAGUCAGAAACAAAAAAUUUCGUAUGCAUAGAAAGUUUAAUAAAGAAGACUAUUUUACUAGUUUAAAACGCUGCUGUACAAUUGCAGAAAAACUGAAAAUUU
Molecule: messenger RNA, 832 nt
Organism: Galdieria sulphuraria
Lineage: Eukaryota; Rhodophyta; Bangiophyceae; Galdieriales; Galdieriaceae
Product: uracil phosphoribosyltransferase
Exons: 2
Coding region: 37-675 (212 amino acids)
Source: RefSeq, a predicted model, not a curated record